Molecule: messenger RNA, 516 nt
Organism: Anoplophora glabripennis (Asian longhorned beetle)
Lineage: Eukaryota; Metazoa; Arthropoda; Insecta; Coleoptera; Cerambycidae
Exons: 2
Source: RefSeq, a predicted model, not a curated record
AACAUCAGUGCUACCAGCAACCCUAUUACAUGCAGACCUUUUUUUAAUUCACUUGGUACACAUGGCGGUUUUUUAAAGGAAUGCUUUAAUGCACGGGAGAACUACAAAAGUGCUGAUAAUGAGUCUGUUAUUAAAUCUGAAGAGAUUAAAAUAAAACUGGAAGAUGAUCAGGACGGGCAAGAGAAAUAUGAAAGUGUUGAAAUGCCGGUUUAUAUCAAAUUUGAGGAAAUUGAAAUAAAGAGAGAAGAUGAUCGGGAUGGUGUUCCUUCUUCGUAUGACUUAGACGCUGAGACAAUUGAAAGCAAGAAAAGACGCAUUUCAGAAGAUGGAGGAGUAAUAAAAGAAGAAUAUAAACGCAAUGUCUAUGUAACACACAAGGACCCUUCUGAAAUCGAAAUGUAUAAGUGUAAUACAUGCACCUAUGAAGCUAAAGAUAAGAACACAAGGCGCCUUAAGAAAUGCAAAUGUACAAGUGUGAUAUGUGUAGUUAUGAAACUAAAGGGAAGUGUCAUCUGA